UCAUAGUAAAUCACCUACAUAAAUCACACCUCUCCCACAAUAAUCCAUAGGAAUGACAACCCCUCCCGCACAUCAUCACAACAUCACACCCGAGAUUGCGCCAUCGGCAAACCACAUUCGUGAUCGUCGCCGCGGCCGCCUCCUCCUAUGAGAACCGCCCAUCCCCAAUAAUACCUAGUCUUUGUAUCGGGCACGCCAUAUCCCUCCACUGAUGGUUACAUCGAUGAAUCCCUGUGCUUAUCGUUGAUUACCAGGGGUUGGGUUUUGGCUGCAGUGGUGAGGGGUUGUGCAACGGACAGGGAGGGGUAUAUAUACAUACUCCUCUUUCCCCUCUUGCAUCUAUUCCCAAGACACCACCCCAAUCUCUUUUACCCCAUCAACAAGAUCCAACCCUACCACUGAAAAAGUAACGACAAUGGCCCUUACCCAAACCAUCCCCAUUGAAAUCUUCCCCGACGGCCUCAAAACCACCGGCCAACACCCCCCUCUCGCCGAACACAUCCAUCCCUUUGAGAAAUUCCCCACCGAAAUCACCGGCCCUACGGUCUGGAAACCAGAAGAUUAUCGUGAUAAUCCUGAGAAAUGGACGCAUCGGUUUACGGAGGCGGAGAUCGACGAGCUUUCGUUUGCGGCGGAUGAGUUUCUGAGGAAGAAGAUCCCAAUGACGGGGAUAAGCAAGAACAACUUCCCCCUCCCCACCCUCUCCAUCCGCCUCCACUCACUCCGCUCCGACCUCCUCGACGGAAAAGGCUUCAUUCUAUUCAAAGGCUUCCCCGUCGAGAAAUGGGGGAACCACAAGUCCGCGAUCGCGUAUAUGGGACUAGGCACGUAUUUGGGAUACUUUGUCAGCCAGAAUAGUCGCGGCCAUGUGCUAGGUCAUGUUAAGGAUUUGGGGGAGGAUCCGACGCAGAUUGAUUCGGUGAGGAUUUAUAGGACGAAUGCGAGACAAUUCUUCCACGCUGACGACUCCGAUAUCGUCGGGUUACUCUGCAUUCAUCGUGCCCGGGAAGGCGGGGAAUCAGACCUUGUGUCUUCGCAUCAUGUGUAUAAUGUUCUGGCGAAGGAGAGGCCGGAUGUGCUGAAGACGUUGACUGAGCCGAUAUGGUAUUUUGAUCGGAAGGGGGAGACGAGUAAGGGGCAGGAGGAGUAUAUUAAGACGAGUGUGGUUUAUUUGGAGAGGGGGGAGAAUGCGCGGGUUUAUACUAAAUGGGAUCCCUAUUAUGUGCGCUCGCUCACUCGGUUCUCUGAUGCUGGCAUCAUUCCUCCGCUUUCCGCUGCUCAGGUUGAGGCGCUUGAGGUUCUCGAGGAGACUUGCAAUCGCGUCAAACUGCACAUGAUUCUGGAGGUGGGCGAUAUUCAGUUCCUGGCUAAUUCGCACGUGUUGCAUGCGCGCACGGCGUAUGUGGAUCAUGCGCCUCCUACGCCGAGACGGCAUCUGAUGAGGUUGUGGUUGGCGACGCCGGAGAAUGAGGGGGGUUGGAAACUGCCGUUCUGGGAUAGUAAUGAGAAGAAGAGAGGGGGCAUUCAGGUGGAUGAUCAGGCGCCGGUGGCGCCGUUGGAUGCGGAGUGAGCUGGUGUGGAUGAUUGUCAUGUCUUGUUUGAUGUAUGUUUAGCUUAUACCAUGUUUGAAUAGUUGUUGAAUUAGGUUAUGUCUCGUUAUUCAUAAGUCAUACAA
This is a messenger RNA of Aspergillus sclerotioniger CBS 115572, 1675 nucleotides long. RefSeq names its product TauD/TfdA family dioxygenase. Lineage: Eukaryota; Fungi; Ascomycota; Eurotiomycetes; Eurotiales; Aspergillaceae. Gene Ontology annotation, molecular function: oxidoreductase activity. The record is from RefSeq and is a predicted model, not a curated record. Bases 416 to 1570 code for a protein of 384 amino acids. The transcript is spliced from 4 exons.